Messenger RNA from Closterium sp. Naga37s-1, 714 nucleotides. The record is from the annotation of a GenBank genome assembly. NCBI's taxonomy places the organism in Eukaryota, Viridiplantae, Streptophyta, Zygnematophyceae, Desmidiales, Closteriaceae.
AUGCGCAAGGCCGCCGGCAAGGCUGACAACCUGAGCCAGUGGUACGGCCCGGAUCGCAGCAUGUUCCUCGGCCCGUUCAGUGCACCGCCCGCGUACCUGAAAGGCGAGUUUCCCGGCGACUACGGGUGGGACACGGCGGGGCUGUCGUCCGACCCCGAGACGUUCGCCAAGAAUCGCGAGCUGGAGGUGAUUCACUCGCGCUGGGCCAUGCUCGGCACGCUUGGCAUCGUGUUCCCCGAGCUUCUAGCGCGCAACGGUGUGCCGUUGCAAGCGGCGUUGUGGUUCAAGGCGGGUGCGCAGAUCUUCUCCGAGGGCGGGCUCGACUACCUGGGCAACCCCGCGCUCAUCCACGCGCAGAGCAUCCUCGCCACGCUCGCCGUCCCACCAAUCAUGGUGAUUGAAGCGGUGGAGAGCUACCGCGCGGGCGGUUUGGAGGGGUUCCAGGAGGUGGAGGAUCCGAUCUACCCGGGCGGCGCGUUCGACCCGCUGGGGCUGGCGGACGAUCCGGAUGCGGCGGCGGAGCUGAAGGUGAAGGAGCUCAAGAACGGCCGCCUCGCGCAGGUGUCGGCGCUGGGCUUCUUCGUGCAGCAUCCCAAAAAAGUCCCCCGCAAAUUUCUACCCCAAGAAGUUGGGGCCCAAUCCCGUGCGUUCCCGCUUCUCGCGGACCCAAUUCGAACGCGAGCCGCAUCUGCGCUGUUAAGUUCAUCGCUUUAA